This is a messenger RNA of Asparagus officinalis (garden asparagus), 804 nucleotides long. Its product is annotated as chlorophyll a-b binding protein 1D. The record is from RefSeq and is a predicted model, not a curated record. NCBI's taxonomy places the organism in Eukaryota, Viridiplantae, Streptophyta, Magnoliopsida, Asparagales, Asparagaceae. The transcript has a single exon. Gene Ontology annotation, cellular component: chloroplast thylakoid membrane; plastoglobule; chloroplast envelope. Gene Ontology annotation, biological process: photosynthesis, light harvesting in photosystem I; response to light stimulus. Bases 62 to 640 code for a protein of 192 amino acids.
AACACAACCUCAGCAUCCCAUCUCAGCUUCUCCUCGCACAGUUCUCAUAGCAUCAUCUCCAAUGGCCUCCACAAUGGCUCUCUCCUCCCCUUCUCUCGCCGGGAAGGCGGUGAAGCUCACCCCUUCGGCAGUCGAAGUCAUCCACUGCAGGUGGGCGAUGCUCGGUGCUCUCGGCUGCGUCUUCCCUGAGCUUCUGGCCCGCAACGGCGUCAAGUUCGGCGAGGCUGUCUGGUUCAAGGCCGGUGCUCAGAUCUUCAGCGAGGGAGGUUUGGACUACCUGGGCAAUCCUAGCCUUGUUCAUGCUCAGAGCAUCCUCGCGAUUUGGGCUACUCAGGUCGUUCUCAUGGGAGCUGUUGAGGGAUACAGAGUUGCUGGUGGGCCUCUCGGUGAGGUGGUCGAUCCUUUGUACCCCGGCGGCAGCUUCGACCCGUUGGGGCUCGCGGACGAUCCGGAGGCUUUUGCUGAGCUGAAGGUGAAGGAGAUCAAGAACGGUAGGUUGGCGAUGUUCUCGAUGUUCGGGUUCUUCGUUCAGGCGAUCGUGACCGGAAAGGGGCCUUUGGAGAACUUGGCUGAUCACCUCGCUGAUCCUGUCAACAACAAUGCCUGGUCCUAUGCUACCAACUUUGUUCCUGGAAAGUGAGGGGUUCACUUUUUUUUUUCCUUUUUCCUUUUUUCCUCUGAAGCAACAAUUACUUGAAUGGGCCUGCAUUAUCAUGAAUGGGUUUUGGAUGUUGAGGUUGUUGAUGGUGUAAAUUAAUCUCGUUCAAUAGAAAUCUUUCUCUGAUUGCAAAAAAAUUAAUCUGA